This is a messenger RNA of Nerophis ophidion (straightnose pipefish), 2315 nucleotides long. RefSeq names its product bmi1 polycomb ring finger oncogene 1a (gene bmi1a). Gene Ontology annotation, biological process: negative regulation of transcription by RNA polymerase II. The transcript is spliced from 19 exons. Gene Ontology annotation, cellular component: PRC1 complex. Bases 31 to 1830 code for a protein of 599 amino acids. The record is from RefSeq and is a predicted model, not a curated record. NCBI's taxonomy places the organism in Eukaryota, Metazoa, Chordata, Actinopteri, Syngnathiformes, Syngnathidae. Gene Ontology annotation, molecular function: promoter-specific chromatin binding.
CGUGUCCUCACUGGCCACGCCCUUUUCAAGAUGGAGUUGUCGGAGUCGGUACAAAGAGGACUGCGGUCCCUCGCUGAGCCGUCUAGCGUGGACCACGUCGGCUUCCCGGUGCUGGUGGACGUCUCCUUCCGCUCCCUGCUCUCUUCCAACCGGGACCCGAACGUGCUGGAUGAGCCCGAACUUAAACAGAUCGACCCGGUCCUGCUGAAGAGGAUCCACGCUGCAGCCGUCACCUUCAUCCUGGAGGUGGUCAGGCAAAACGCCGACAAGUCCGCCAUCAGCUCCUGUUUAGAGGACCUGUCAUUCAGUGCAGACAGAAUAGAGGUCUUCCACAACUGCUAUCAGAAGAACAAAAAGGAGCUAGAAGUUUUGCUGGCGAGCAUUGGAAGACAACCAGCUCAAAUAACUGACGUGUCAUGGCGCCUCCAGUAUCACGUAAAGAACGCACAUGUGGAUAAGGUCAACGAGCCUUUCUACUUAAUAUCACUCAAUACUGAGAACAAAGGUGUUCCUGCUGAGGACGUCACUUUCACCUGCAAUAUGGAGCAGUUACAGGACAUGCUUAGCAAGCUGAAAGAUGCUGCAAAGAGCGCAGAGAAAGCCAGUCAGAUGAGGCGGAGGAGGAGGGGGGCUAAGUCGGCUAUUUUGGAGGCAAACUUGCGGUCACCGAGUGUGGACCGAACCUACGCCGGAGGACUCUGCCGGCGCUCCGCUCGCAAAGUCCCAGGGUCGCUAGCGGAGGGCAGCGUCGGUUCCUUCCCGCCCCCACCCCCGUGUGAAAUGCGCUCGCCUCGGCCGCUGACAGCCACGACACCUCCAGUCCCGGCGCACAGCUUUCAUUCUGCCAUCAUGCAUCGGACGACCAGGAUCAAGAUCACCGAACUCAACCCCCACCUUAUGUGCGUCUUGUGCGGGGGUUACUUCAUCGACGCGACCACCAUCAUCGAGUGUCUGCACUCAUUUUGCAAAAUGUGCAUCGUUCGCUACCUGGAAGCCAGCAAAUAUUGUCCCAUCUGCGACGUGCAAGUGCACAAAACCAAGCCUUUGCUCAACAUCAGGUCUGACAAAACGCUCCAGGACAUUGUCUACAAGCUGGUCCCAGACCUUUUCAAAAAUGAAAUGAAGAGAAGAAGAGACUUUUAUGCUGAGCAUCCCAUAGAAGCUUCCAACGGCUCCAAUGAAGAUCGUGGAGAAGUAGCAGACGAGGAAAAGAGAAUAAUCACAGAUGAUGAAAUCAUCAGCCUGUCUAUUGAGUUCUUUGAUCAGAGCACCCACAGACUCACAGGUUGUCUUGAAGACAAGCAUCCUAAAGAUGAGGUGGCAAACAAAAGGUACCUGCAGUGUCCAGCAGCAAUGACCAUCAUGCAUCUGAGGAAGUUCCUUCGCAGCAAAAUGGACAUCCCUAACACUCACCAGGUAGAAGUCAUGUAUGAAGAUGAACCCCUGAAAGAUUACUACACAUUAAUGGACAUUGCGUACAUCUACACAUGGAGACGGACCGGCCCGCUGCCGCUGCAUUACCGCGUGCGGCCCAACUGCAAGAAGAUGAGGGUGAGCCACGUGCAGCCGGAAGUAACCAACCGCUGCGCACCGGAAAGCGACUCGUCCAGCGACAAAGCCGGAAGUCCCGCGGGGGCCCCGUCCACGUCCACGUCUACGUCAUCCUCCAUGCCGAGCCCGGGCACCCCUGCCCCCUCCCCGCUCCCGCGACCCCUGCACAAGCCAACCCACAACGUGAACGGAACCCCGGCCGCCGGCCGCCUCUUCACGCAGCUGAGCUUGAAGCCCAGGAAAGUGUCUUUGAACGCAACAUCCACGUCGUCAGGAUGACACGCACUUCCACUGUACUCUUUCCACGCCUUCCUUCUCCCCGCAGCAUUUCACCACAAAAAGGCAAAGACGUAUUAUGAAAGAGUGUUAGGGGAAACGAAAGCAUUUACUCCCAUUCAAUUAUUAUUUACACAAGUAGCUGAUUUUAUUCAACCAUGUCGCCCAAGUGGAUCGUGUUUAUGUCAGUUAUUCCUCGUGUGUUUGAAUAUUUUAACGCAUGCUCAUGGCUACGACAGUUAUGUUCUGCUGGGUUGUUUUUUUUAAGACAAUGUAAAAAAACUGUUUUUAGCCACCACAUGUACAUACAAAAUACAGUAAUUGCUAUUUAAUCAGCGGUUAUUAAAAUAUGUUUCCUGUUUUGCUACGUUUCAAGCUCAGUGACGUCACUUCUCCCGUUUAUUCGUUUAUCUGCUCGACUGUAUGGACAAUUUAUUGUAUUGUUACUGUUGCACAAUAUAAAACUAAAUAAAAAAAAUUACACUCAA